This is a messenger RNA of Copidosoma floridanum, 1539 nucleotides long. RefSeq lists its product as uncharacterized. The record is from RefSeq and is a predicted model, not a curated record. Lineage: Eukaryota; Metazoa; Arthropoda; Insecta; Hymenoptera; Encyrtidae.
AUGUAUGUCUCGGUGACGUUAGAGAUUGCUGAAAAUUUCAAGUUCAAUUGCAGGAAGCAGCAGCUUGGAGAUUCUGUACAAGACUUUGCUAUGGCUUUGAAGAAGCUUGGUGCGAGCUGUGGAUUUGGGGACUUCAUACAGAAAGCAUUACGAAAUCAGUUCGUUUAUGGUCUGAGAUUAGGAGCUGUGACUUUAACUAUGGAGCCUGACGCCAAGCCAGUUUUCGUCAAGUCAAGAAGCGUGCCAUUUCGACUCAUACCAUUAGUCGAUGCAGCCUUGGAGUCUUUAGAGAAGGGGGGAGUUUUGGAGCGCGUUAGCUUAUCACCUUAUGCUACUCCGAUCGUACCUAUACUCAAGAGCAAUGGCACCGUACGGAUCUGUGGAGAUUAUAGUGUUACCGUGAAUUCGCAACUAAUGGUAAACAAGUAUCCACUUCCGACGACUGACGAGCUGUUUGUUGAUCUGGCUGGUUACUACAGCCGACAUACUUACGAUAAGUACACAAUGCGGUUUAUACAGGGUAUGGUGAAUGAUGUUUGGCAUUGCUGCAGCACCCGCGAUUUGGCAAGAAUAGAUGAGGUCUUUGUUCGUUGGGAAAAAUCCACUUUCUUUGAAGAAAGAAUUAUUUAUUGCGGCUUCGUUCUUAAUGAGAUGGGUUUACAUAAAGAUCCUGAAAAGUUCAAGGCAGUGCUUGAUAUGCCACCACCUGCAAACGUUGGAGAAUUGCGUUUAUUCAUAGGGAUGAUAAACUAUUAUAAUCAUUUCAUGAAAGACAUCGCGAGCUCAUUACAUCCAUUGUAUAAUUUGUUGAGUAAUGAUAAGAAGUACAAGUGGACAGAUGAAUGUCAGAAAGUAUUACCUGUUAAUGACUGUGAUAUUAGUUGCGAUAUUGUUGAUAGAUUUUACUUGGAAGCUUUAAAUGUGUUGUCAAUCGAUGUUUUUAAUAUUCGUAACAUUGUAGAUAAUGACAUUAAAUUCAAAUUUAUAAUUGAUAGUCUGAAUGCAGGUAAAUUUUUAAAUAAAAAAGAUAUCUGGAAUGUAGAUCCAAGUGAAUUGUCAAUUGAGAAUGGUUUGUUAGUGCGUGCUCAUGAAAUUGUAAUUCCUGAAAAGUUGCGUGCUCAGAUUUUGAGAGAAUUGCACACGGGUCAUUUCGGUAUCGUAAAAAUGAAAAAUUUAGCUAGGGGACAUUGCUGGUGGCCAGUUAGAAAUAAUCCUACCAGGGUAGUAACACAUGUAAAGGAGCCUGUUUCAGAACCCUUUGAUAGGGUACACAUUGACUUUGCUGGCCCAUUUUUCAAUUCGAUUUUUCUUAUAUUAAUUGAUGCACAUUCGAAAUGGCCUGGAAUACACGUAGUGAAAAAUAUGUUGACAGAAACUACCAUUUCUUAUUUAAGAGACCGAGGAUUAGAUAAGAAAGGCAAAAGAUUAGAUCCUGUACGAAAUAUAUCAUUAAGAAAGGAGCCAAACGAAGCCUUAGUGAAACCAUUGGAGACGGUGAGACGGUUAGGAGUCGAACCUGACAGCCAGAUUACGCCAUGA